AUGGCAGAGGAGAAACGACCAACGCGCAUUGAGACGGACGCCAUGGGCUCCAUGGAGGUACCAUCUGAUAAGUACUGGGGUGCUCAGACGCAACGCUCGUUUCAGAAUUUCCGCAUUAAUCAGGAUCGUGACCGCAUGCCAAGUACCGUGAUCCGUGCCUUUGGGAUUCUCAAGGGUGCUGCAGCGAAAGUGAACGUGGAUUAUAAGGUCCUGGGUGAGUUAGGAAUGAAUGCUUCUUCCUCUCUUUACGUGCCGGGAAAGCUAAACAAAGAUGUCGACAUAGAUCCGAAGCUUGGGCAGGCAAUCCAGCAAGCAGCCAAGGAAGUGGCGUCGUUGGAACUGAUAGACCACUUCCCCCUGGUGGUAUGGCAGACCGGGUCCGGCACGCAGACCAACAUGAACACCAACGAAGUGAUAUCAAAUAGAGCCAAUGAGAUACUUGGCCAGCCGCUUGGCCAGAAAAGCCCGGUCCACCCCAACGACCACGUGAACAUGUCCGGCUCCUCAAAUGACGGCAUGGCAACUGCGAUGCACAUCGCGGCGGUAUUGGAUGUGGAAGACCUGUUGCUUCCGGCCUUGAUGAGUCUUCGAGAUGCCAUGAGGAAGAAGAGCGAGCAAUUCGCCCACAUCAUCAAGAUUGGCCGGACCCACCUCCAAGAUGCGGUGCCUCUCUCCCUAGGACAGGAGUUCUCUGGUUUCGAGAAACAACUCGACUUAGGAAUUGAGCGAGUGCAUCAAGGUCUUGAGGGUCUCCGUUUCCUGGCCAUGGGGGGCACGGCGGUUGGGACAGGCUUAAAUACGUAUAAAGGAUUCCACGAAGCCUUCGCCGCUGAAGUAAGUCGAGUCACGGGCAAACGCUUCUUCACAGCACCGAACAGGUUCGAGGCCAUUUCGGCAAAUGACGCCAUCGUAUAUGCCUCCGGCGCUCUCAACACGCUGGCCUGCUCCCUGUUCAAGAUCGCCCAGGAUAUCCGCUUUGAAGGUAGCGGACCACGGUGUGGCCUGGGGGAGCUUCUCCUACCCGAGAAUGAACCAGGGUCGUCUUUCAUGCCAGGAAAGGUGAAUCCAACACAGUGUGAAGCAAUGACCAUGGUCUGCGCGAAAGUGGUGGGAAACCAUGCCGCCAUCACCCUCGGGGGUUUGAACGGACAGUUUCAAUUGAACGCUUUCAAGCCACUCUUGAUCUCGGAUUUCUUGCACUCGGUGCGCAUUUUGAGCGAUGCUAUGCGGAGCUUCGAAAAAAAUCUCCUGGAGGGACUCCGCGCAGAUGAGAAGCGCAUCAAUUUCCUCCUAAACCAGAGCCUCAUGCUCGUGACGUGCCUCAGCGGCAGACUGGGCUAUGACUUGGCCUCAAAGGUUGCAAAACAUGCCUAUAAGAACGACCUCACAUUGAAAGAAAGCGCGGUGGAGCUCAACGCUCUAAGUGCAGAGGAAUUCGAUCGUCUCUGUGUGGAGCUUGUCGUCGCUGUCGCAGAGCUCACCCAAACUGCGUCUAUCCUGAUAGAGGCUCAUCCGGCAUCUCUGCCGAAGAACCGGAUCCGGCAACUGGAGGCCACACAAGGAGAUGAUUCACGACACGAUUCACGACAAGGGAAUGCCGACCAGAUCCUGAGCCAAGCAUUACCCGUCAUCGAUGCAUACCAGCCGUCGCCCUCAGACGUGGAAGUUCACUCAAAUGCAGAAAACAGUCCAAGGCAGGAAAUUGUGUUGUCCCCGCCUCUGACUGCGCCUGUUGAGCAAGAUCAUGUUGACUACGAAUCAAGCCCUUUCACGGGGCGGGUCGAGGGUAUCGAUGGCAUGGGGAACAUCGGGACGACAGAAAACAGCUACUCUGAAGAGACAUCCAGCGCCGCCAGUUUCAUGAAACAGGUAAAGAGUGCUAUGGCUGCCAGAUUAACUUCCUCUGUGCCGCGGGCGCUGGGAACGUCAUUUUACAAUGCCCCUCCCGUCUUCCAUCUCGAUACCCGAUCCAGUCCGCAUGAGCAAUCGAUUGCUGAGCUGUUCGUGCUGCCACCCCGCCGGGUUGCAGACGAUAUGAUGGAAAAGUACUGGAACGAAGUCUACCUCCUCUACCCCUUUCUCAUGCGGGAGCGGUUCAUGCCGGCCUAUCGAAAGAUCUGGACUGGUGAAGACCGAGAGACCGACCAGCGAUUGCUGUACUGUAUUUUGAACCUAAUCUUUGCGAUCUGUUGCCAGAUCAGCAAGAGGCAAUCCCCAUGCGAGAAAGCCGCCGCCGCCGAGGUGUUCUACAAGCGAGCUUUACAUCUGAUUCAGAUCAAUCUAAUAAGUGGCGGUUCCCUUGAGCUUGUCCAGGCCCUUCUCCUCAUGGGUCAGUAUCUGCAGAGCACCGAAUGGCCGCAUCGGUGUUGGGUGGCCAUUGGCCUAGCUAUACGCAUCAGUCAAGGAUCUGGCCUCCACCUUCGCCGGACAACGACGAAUGUGGCGCAGAUCGACCGAGAGCUAGCGCGUCGGGCGUGGCAUGGGUGCAUCUUCAUGGACCGGAUGGUAUCGAUGACCCUGGGCCGUCCGAUGAUGAUAUCUCGAAUGGACGCGUCGGUGGUGCCUUUCCCGGAAGCCAUCGACGACCGAUUCCUGUCUCAGGAGCUGGGACAAGAUGGAUCACAGCCUCCGGGCCAAGUUUCGAUUGUCGAGUUCUACGUUCAAUCAUUGAAACUCUACAUCAUCACCGAGGAAACAUUGUCGGCCAUGUACCCGCACGAAGACGUCGCCUCCUCGCCGACCCGCCCGGCUUCUGCUCUAGAGAAGCUCGCAAGCCUCGACUUCAACACGAUUUUGAGAAUCGACUCGGCCAUCACCAAGUGGUACGACGCCGUCCCAGAGGCGCUCAAGAUCGAUGAUGCUUCUUCGCGGCCCUCCCAGGAUGCCGCCCAUUCCAGACAGGCCAAUAUACUGCGUCUCCGCUGUCUACAGGUCCAGAUCCUCUUGUUCCGCCCGAUCCUGUCGCUCCUGCUGGCUCACGAGAUUAGAAACAAGGCAAUUUGUCUUCCGACGCCAGAAUUGUGGCUGCCGCUCUCGAUGGGGCUGAUUUGCGCCAGAAAAUGCAUCUUCAGCGCUCUCGAAGUUAUCAAGAUCAUCUACGAGAAGCAGAUUGAUCCAAAGCCGGCGGAUGUUGAGCUCCUUCCUGCAUGGUGGUUCCAGAUCUUUUUCAUCUACACUGCCGCCACAGCUCUCAUACCGGCACGCGUUUACAGUUACAUUCGAGGGGAUAUCUCGCAACCCUCGCUAACCGAAGCCUGGCAGCGCUCACUCGAAGUCCUCCGACGGCUCUCCCCAUUGAGUCCGACGGCAACGCGGUGUAUGGCUGCACUCGAGCUCCUGGACGAAGAAGUGGUUGCAGACGAGAUGCCCGACCACCCCAAUCCGAUGCCGAACAACAGCGACAAGCAUGAUAGAUGUGCAUCACUCAUCCCACCCCGUCCCUUUGAUCUUCCAGUUAGCCAGCUACAUGGGAACAUCACGACGCAACGUGAUGCAUGCAACAACGCUAUCAGCACACAAAAUGAUGGUAACACAAUAGAUGGUAACACAAUAGCCGCACCAACAUGGAAUGGUCACAUUCCUCCGCACCCACAACCAGAGAUCGGCGUUUCUUUCCGGAUGGAACAGCAGCAACAGCAAUACAACCCACUAGGUGAUUCAUUCGGGCGAAUGUUACAGAUGCAGGAUUUCACUUGGCUAGAUUCCCUCCCGGCAGAUCUCUUAGCUGGAGGCUACGAGGACUUGCCAGAGCUUUUUCCCCCGGCAUGA
This is a messenger RNA of Fonsecaea erecta, 3768 nucleotides long. RefSeq lists its product as hypothetical. Gene Ontology annotation, molecular function: DNA binding; fumarate hydratase activity; zinc ion binding. Gene Ontology annotation, cellular component: tricarboxylic acid cycle heteromeric enzyme complex. The transcript is spliced from 10 exons. NCBI's taxonomy places the organism in Eukaryota, Fungi, Ascomycota, Eurotiomycetes, Chaetothyriales, Herpotrichiellaceae. The coding region runs from base 1 to 3768 and encodes 1255 amino acids. Gene Ontology annotation, biological process: fumarate metabolic process; tricarboxylic acid cycle; DNA-templated transcription. The record is from RefSeq and is a predicted model, not a curated record.